Molecule: messenger RNA, 3723 nt
Organism: Paramecium primaurelia
Lineage: Eukaryota; Ciliophora; Oligohymenophorea; Peniculida; Parameciidae
Source: the annotation of a GenBank genome assembly
AUGAUUGAAAGAGGAUAAACAGUAUAUACCAACUUCUAUUAGAUUCAAAUCAAUCCAAAUAGCCAUAUCUAUAGAUAUCAAGUAUUAUAUUUAUAAUCAUACUCUUAUAGCUAACAUUUUAACCAUUCUUAUCUCCAGAAUAAUAGAUUUCUAAAUGGAGAGAAAUAUUCAAAAUUGCUAAGUCCGGUCUAUAAGAGAACCUCAAAGUUUUCAUUACCAAUAACUAAAUCCUUUAUUCACCUAUUAGAGCAUAGACAAUGGGUUUACUUCUUGGAGUGUUUGAAGAAGAAGGAGUUAGUCAUUCAAUUUCUAUUGAAGAGAAGGCUGUUCUUAAAUCUGGAGAACCUGAAUAUACUGGAUUGAUUGGAAGAUUCUUUAAAAUGUUAUUAAAAUAGCAAAAAUUGUUAUAAAUUGGUAGAAAGUACUUUAAUACUAAAAAUUUAAUUAAUUUUGAUUAAUUCGGAUUAAAAGUAUCUAUAAAUUUAAUUAUAAUAAGGUUUUACCAGGAGUUACCUGUAGUCUAAUAAAAUAAGAAGAAUAAGGGAAAUAUUACAUUAAUAUAGAUUCUUCUUUUAAAAUGUUGAGAAGUACUACUAUGUAUGAGGAAUUAAGGAACUCUAGAGAUUUUUCAUAAUUGGAAGGAGCUAUAGUCAUGACAGUCUAUAAUUAUAAAUUCUAUAAAGUAAAUAAAGUAAGUAGGGAAAUGAAUCCGAAGAGUGAAUUUGAAAAUUUGAAAGGAGAAAAGAUGACAUACAUGUAAUAUUAUUAAGAUAAGUACGAACAUAAUUCUAUAAUAGAUACAAGAUUGCCAUAAAAGACGUAACUUAACCAUUGAUAGAAGUCUUAGAGAAAUCUAGAAAGAAACAAGAAGAGAAGAUUAUCUAUUUAAUACCAGAAUUAUGUGUAAUGACAGGAUUAUCUAAUGAAAUGAGAAAUAAUUUCUAGACUAUGAAAUAAUUAUCCACUGUUACUAAACCAAGAGGAGUAGAUAGAGUGAAAUAGGCAGAUCAAUUUAUAUAGUGUUUUCAUAAUAAAGAGAGUGAAGAAUUGAUUAAGAAAUGGAAUAUUUAAUUAGAACCAAAAUGUUUAUAGAUUUAAAGUUCUAAAAUCAAACCAGGAAAUAUUAUGAUGGGCAAUAAUACAGCUAUAAAUAUAGAAACAGGUAAUUUAGAUCGAGAUACUCAGACAGCUAUGUUAAGAGGAGUAGGUUUAGAGAAUUGGGGAAUUUUAUAUAGUGAUAGAGAUAGUAGAUAAGCUGAAGAUUUUAUGAGUUGUUUGAGAGAGAGUAUUGAAUAUUGUAAAUUUUAAUGCAAAGCUCCUCGUACUUUUGUACUUCAUUCAAAUAGAAUUGAAGAUUGGAUUAAAUAAAUAGAUUUAAUUGUAUAAUAAUCAUAAGGACCAUAAAAAGUAACCUUGUUAUUAUUAAUAUUAAAUGGUCCAAAGAAGAAUGCUCCACUUUAUACAGAUAUCAAAAGAUAUUUAAUUAAUGAUUGUCCAAUAGCUUCAUAAGUUAUAUUGAGUUCCACUUUAAAUUAACCUAAAGGAAAAGUUAAAACUAUUUGUAAUAAAUUAUUGGUUCAAAUUUGUGCUAAAGUUGGAGGAACACCUUGGGGAGUAUCAGAAUUACCAUUUACUGAUUAACCAACUAUGAUUUGUGGAAUGGAUGUAUAUCAUUCUACUGGAAAAGCAAAAAAAUCUAUGUUAUCAUUUGUAUCAACAGAAGAUGAAUUCUUUAGUAAAUAUAUGACUUAAUCAAUUGAAAUGGAAACUGGAGUAGAAUUUUCAUUCAGUUUAUGUCCAGUAUUAGUCAAAUCUUUGCAAUCUUUUUGUGGAGAUAGGAAUGGUCCUUUACCAUCUCGAAUCAUUAUAUUUAGAGAUGGUGUUUCUAAUUCUUAAGCAAAAACUGUUAUUGAAACAGAAGUAGCAUAAUUUAGAUAAGCAAUUGAAUAAGUUAAAACAGAAAAGAAUUCUGACAAACCAAUCAAAUUGAUAGUAUUAUCAGUCAAUAAAAAAGUAGGAGCUAAAUUUUAUGCAGGAGAGAGGUAAUUAUUAUUUUUAUUAUCAUUAAUAUAGAAACUUAGAUAAUCCUCCUUAGGGUACAUUGAUAGAUACUGAAAUUAGCAAUGGAAAAGAUGAUUAUUAUUUGAUAUCUCAAAGAACAACUUAAGGAACUGUGUAGCCUACUCAUUAUCAUGUUUUAGUGAAUGAUUUAUUUGAUGAACCUAAUAUCCUUAAGAAAUUGUAGGCUUUGUCUUAUAAAUUGUGCUACAUGUAUUACAAUUUCAGUGGAGCCAUUAAAGUAAUUGUUAUAGUUUUAGUAGAUACCUGCACCUAUCCAAUAUGCUCAUGUUUGUUCUAAUUUUAUAGGAGAUAGAUUNUCAAACCAGGAAAUAUUAUGAUGGGCAAUAAUACAGCUAUAAAUAUAGAAACAGGUAAUUUAGAUCGAGAUACUCAGACAGCUAUGUUAAGAGGAGUAGGUUUAGAGAAUUGGGGAAUUUUAUAUAGUGAUAGAGAUAGUAGAUAAGCUGAAGAUUUUAUGAGUUGUUUGAGAGAGAGUAUUGAAUAUUGUAAAUUUUAAUGCAAAGCUCCUCGUACUUUUGUACUUCAUUCAAAUAGAAUUGAAGAUUGGAUUAAAUAAAUAGAUUUAAUUGUAUAAUAAUCAUAAGGACCAUAAAAAGUAACCUUGUUAUUAUUAAUAUUAAAUGGUCCAAAGAAGAAUGCUCCACUUUAUACAGAUAUCAAAAGAUAUUUAAUUAAUGAUUGUCCAAUAGCUUCAUAAGUUAUAUUGAGUUCCACUUUAAAUUAACCUAAAGGAAAAGUUAAAACUAUUUGUAAUAAAUUAUUGGUUCAAAUUUGUGCUAAAGUUGGAGGAACACCUUGGGGAGUAUCAGAAUUACCAUUUACUGAUUAACCAACUAUGAUUUGUGGAAUGGAUGUAUAUCAUUCUACUGGAAAAGCAAAAAAAUCUAUGUUAUCAUUUGUAUCAACAGAAGAUGAAUUCUUUAGUAAAUACAUGACUUAAUCAAUUGAAAUGGAAACUGGAGUAGAAUUUUCAUUCAGUUUAUGUCCAGUAUUAGUCAAAUCUUUGCAAUCUUUUUGUGGAGAUAGGAAUGGUCCUUUACCAUCUCGAAUCAUUAUAUUUAGAGAUGGUGUUUCUAAUUCUUAAGCAAAAACUGUUAUUGAAACAGAAGUAGCAUAAUUUAGAUAAGCAAUUGAAUAAGUUAAAACAGAAAAGAAUUCUGACAAACCAAUCAAAUUGAUAGUAUUAUCAGUCAAUAAAAAAGUAGGAGCUAAAUUUUAUGCAGGAGAGAGGUAAUUAUUAUUUUUAUUAUCAUUAAUAUAGAAACUUAGAUAAUCCUCCUUAGGGUACAUUGAUAGAUACUGAAAUUAGCAAUGGAAAAGAUGAUUAUUAUUUGAUAUCUCAAAGAACAACUUAAGGAACUGUGUAGCCUACUCAUUAUCAUGUUUUAGUGAAUGAUUUAUUUGAUGAACCUAAUAUCCUUAAGAAAUUGUAGGCUUUGUCUUAUAAAUUGUGCUACAUGUAUUACAAUUUCAGUGGAGCCAUUAAAGUAAUUGUUAUAGUUUUAGUAGAUACCUGCACCUAUCCAAUAUGCUCAUGUUUGUUCUAAUUUUAUAGGAGAUAGAUUUGAUCCCAGAAAACCAUAAUCUUUGAUUAAGCCAAAUCCAAUAUUGAAUCAGAGAAGAUCACUCUUCUUCAUAUGA